This is a messenger RNA of Suillus subalutaceus, 987 nucleotides long. RefSeq lists its product as uncharacterized. The transcript has 3 exons. Bases 185 to 826 code for a protein of 213 amino acids. NCBI's taxonomy places the organism in Eukaryota, Fungi, Basidiomycota, Agaricomycetes, Boletales, Suillaceae. The record is from RefSeq and is a predicted model, not a curated record.
UGGUGAUUUUAGCGGGCGCCCAGCAGCACGUUCUGCACCCUUUGUUGUGCAGGAUAAUCAUGGGCGUGAGCUUUACAGGUGCGAAAGUGUGAUGCUGGUUCUGUAGAUUCUCUCAAGUGUUCACUAUAGACAUGAUGACCGCGAUCACGAGAGGGGCUACCGUCCCAGAGAUCCACGAGUGGUUAUGAUAGAUCCCAAUCAACAUAGUUCAAAACGCCCAAGUAGUAGCAGGAGUUACUCGUCCCAGAACUAUCACUCCGAUCCCUCUUAUGGGUACUACGAUGACUACUCGCCCCAUAAAUACCACUCCGAUCCCUCGCACAGGCACCACGAUGACUACUCGUCUCAUAGAUAUCACUCCGGUCCAUCGUACAGGCACUACGAUGACUACUAUCAUGAGAACAGGGGUAAAGGUUACAGGGAUAGAGAGUACUACAGAGACCCCUACCGAGAUAGGGAACACAGAGAUCCCUACCGGGACAGGGAACACAGAGAUCCCUACCGGGACAGGGAAUACAGAGACAAGGAAUACAGAGACAAGGAAUACAGAACACGGGAUCGCCGAGACAGACAGCCGCGAGGUAGAGGCUACCAUGGAAGGGAUGAUUGGCAGCCCGAGGACCAGCCACGAGGAUCGCAGCCAUCGAUGCACAGAGAAAACAGUCACCACAGCCAUACUUCCUCGAACAGGUCCGAGAGGCAAUUUUCACAGACUCUUCCAGAUGACAGACAAUCCAAUUCCAGCCGGCUGCAUGAUGGGUCUCAUCCCUCAGACAUGCACCCCAUCGAGGAGAUCGCCCAUGGGAUGCAAUCUCUCGAAAUUUGAUAAUUUCAUGGGAGAGCACACCUCUGUUGUGCAUGAUGAAUAAUUAUCGUAAUGCUACCACUGACAUCAUCUCCGACCACGACUCGUAUUGUGCCCAUGCCUGGCUGCGCCAUGUACCCCACGACCGGUCACAGAAUUUAUUUCCUGUUUACUAAGCUUCA